UGUAUCAAGUGUAAUACACUGCCAGAGUAUCAAAUAACACCGCCUUUUCAUUUUCCAUUGGCAUUCAUACCAGAGGGUAGAAAAAGGUACAGAAGUGGUAAAGGGGAAGAGAGAUCAAGGGCUGUUCGGGGAAAAAAAAAUGUUCUCAAGAUGGAAAUACUUGGAUGGCGAAGAUGGGCGUGAAAUGGGUUCUAAACGGCAGCGGUUGGUUGAUCCGUAUCCGCCAUUUUAUGGGGGUUCCUCAGGUUCGAGUCUCAUGUACAACGCAUCUCCUUACGCAUAUAUGGGUCAACCUCCUCCAUUCCCAGUCGUGCGAUUGCGCGGUCUUCCUUUUGAUUGCACAGAUUCUGAUGUGGCGGAGUUCUUCCAAGGUCUGGACAUCAUUGACGUCCUCUUCGUCCACAAAAAUGGACGUUUCAGUGGGGAAGCAUUUUGUGUUCUAGGAUACCCUCUUCAAGUCGAUUUGGCCCUUCAGAGGAAUCGGCAAAAUAUGGGUAGACGAUAUAUUGAGGUUUUCAGGAGCAAGAGACAAGAGUACUACAUGGCAGUUGCAGCUGAGGUUUCGGAUGUGAAAGCGAGUUCUCCGCGCCGAAGUGCUCCAACCACAAGAGCAAGAUCCUAUGAUGAGGGGAAGGAUGCGGGCCAUGUGGCUGAACAUACAGGAGUUUUGCGAUUGAGGGGACUGCCAUUUUCAGCUGGAAAGGAUGAUGUGCUGGAUUUCUUUAAGGAUUUCGACCUUUCUGAGGAUUCCAUUCAUAUAGUGCUUAAUUCAGAAGGGAGGUCAACUGGGGAAGCAUUUGUUGAGUUUGCAAACGUAGAGGAUUCGAAGGCCGCAAUGGUGAAGGAUCGAAUGACACUUGGAAGCCGUUAUAUAGAGCUGUUCCCUUCAUCAGUUGAGGAGUUGGACGAAGCAGUUUCGAGAGGGCGCUGAGGUUUUUCGUGGGAAUAUUAUGAUUUGCUCUGGGUUUUGCUGUCAUGUAACGUAUGUCUCAGACUUUUGUUGAAUUUGUGCUUUUCUAGUUUUAACUUUGAGGUAGUUGAAAUUGGAUGGAAAACUUGCGAAUGUGCAGGUUUUAAACUUUUAGUAUGUUCUCUUCUCUAUUGGUGAUGUCUUUCAUGGUUAAAAUUGAGACAAUAAUAUACGUAGGCUGAACUUUAAUGUUAA
This is a messenger RNA of Magnolia sinica, 1165 nucleotides long. RefSeq lists its product as uncharacterized. The coding region runs from base 140 to 931 and encodes 263 amino acids. The record is from RefSeq and is a predicted model, not a curated record. Gene Ontology annotation, molecular function: RNA binding. The transcript is spliced from 2 exons. NCBI's taxonomy places the organism in Eukaryota, Viridiplantae, Streptophyta, Magnoliopsida, Magnoliales, Magnoliaceae. Gene Ontology annotation, cellular component: ribonucleoprotein complex.